AUGGCUAGAAUAAGAUUUUCACCUCUUGCUGCCACUAUUCUUGUUGUCAUAUUGAUCUCCGGAUGCGAGAAAGCAAUGGGUGAGGCUAUGGAAAUUGAUGGUGCGGUGAAGUGUUGUUAUGACAAUCACAUAGGAAGGACAAACAGGAAGAUGGCUGAACAACGCAGAGGUCCCGGAAGGCCCAGGACGAGGAAUGUGGAGACUGGGCCUGGAACUGAGAAUACGGGUGUGCCUUGGGUGCAGAUAAUGCAACAGAUGCAACAGAAUCAGAUGAUGAUGCAGAUGAUGCAAGGCAUGCAUGGGCAACAACCAACCGCUCCUGCCCCUACUCCUCAGGCUGCAGCAGGGCCUGACUUUCGUGCUUUCUUUCGGAUGGAUCCGCCAGAGUUCUUGGGUGGCUUGGACCCAGUUAUUGCUCAUGAUUGGUUGUAUGGCAUGGAGAUGAUAUUUCAGGCCAUUCAGUGCACAGAGGAAGAGAAAGUGAUAUUUGCUGCUCAGAAAAUGAAGGGACCGGCAGGUAGAUGGUGGAAUACGGAGUCUACGUAUUUCACUAAUCAAGGAAUUCCAAAGGAUUGGCAACACUUUAAGACGGCGUUCUUGGAGAAGUACUAUCCCAACAGUGUGCGUGCUUUGAAGGAGCGUGAGUUUCAAUCCUUUAAGCAAGGAAACAUGUCGGUGUCUGAAUAUGCUGAGAAGUUUGAGGACAUGGCUGCUUAUUCUAGACAAGCUGCCUAUGCACCAGACGAGCUAUGGAAGAUUGAUCAGUUCCUCAUGGGGCUGAAUGCUGAUAUUGUACACAGUGUGUCUCAAAGGGAGUUUACUACUUAUGCUGAGUGUUUGAGGCAAUGCUAUGUUGCUGAGAACACAUUGAAGAGGGUUCAGGAGGAAAGAGAGCAGAACAAGCCGGUUCGUAGGGAUCAAGGAAGGUCGGGGCAGCAUUUGAGACCCCGUAAUUCUCCAACAAUGAAGAAACCAGUUUAUGGGGAUCGCUCUACUCAGCCCCCUCAAUGUGGCAAGUGCAAUAGGAAGCAUUAUGGUAAUUGCUCAACAGAUUCAAAGAAGUGUUACAAAUGCGGGAUGACGGGUCACUUUAUGAAAGAUUGUGCAGCUCCGGAUAUUCCUGAAAAGACUAAAGGUCGUGUUUACACCUUGGACGCCAGGAAGACUCAAGGGAACACCAAUCUUGUUGCUGGUAUGUGUUAUGUUAAUAAUCAGCCCUUGUUUGUGUUAGUUUAUUGUGGAGCAACACAUUCUUUUGUUUCCUAUCAUUGUGCGAGGAGACUUGGUUUUGAAGCAAGUCCUCUCCUGAAUCCUAUGAUUAUCUCGUCAGCUACUGAUGACGUAGAAGAAGCUCGAGAAGUUUGCAAGGAUUGUUCUAUUACCUUCAAUGGUCGUAGAUUCUUGAUUGACCUUAUCUGUCUACCGCUUAAGAAGAUCGAUGUGGUGCUGGGAAUGGACUGGUUGUCACCUAACUCGGUGUACAUCGGUUGUAAAGAGAAGGCUAUCUUCAUUCCUGCUGAGGGAACUACAUCAACCAAUGCCAUUGAACAUCUUCUUGAAGGUACAGUUAACAUGGUCAAUUACCUUUUUGCUCGAGAGAAGUCUUUCCUUUUGAUUCUUACGUCGGACUCCAAGGACAGGAAGAGUGUAUUGGAGAUUCCGGUUGUGUGUGAAUUUUCCGAUGUAUUUCCGGAUGAUGUUACUUCUCUUCCGCCGGAAAGGGAAGUUGAAUUCUCUAUUGAUCUUGUUCCGGGUACCGCUCCAGUUUCGAUUACCCCUUAUAGGAUGUCUCCUGCAGAGCUAAGAGAGUUAAAGAGUCAGCUAGAAGAGUUGACGAGAUACGGUCAUUAUGAGUUCUUGGUUAUGCCAUUCGGGGUAACCAAUGCUCCUGCUGUCUUUAUGGAUUACAUGAACCGAGUGUUCCAACCGUAUUUGGACCAGUUCGUGGUAAUCUUCAUAGAUGACAUCUUGGUCUACUCUCAGACUAUCGAAGAGCACAUGGAGCAUUUGAGGAUUGUGCUGUCGGUUCUUCGAGAAAAGCAGUUGUUUGCCAAGUUUAGUAAGUGUGAGUUAUGGAUGUCCGAAGUUAAGUUUCUUGGACAUGUCAUAUCUGGCGGCGGCGUAGCUGUAGACCCUUCAAAGGUAGAAGCAGUAAUAAAUUGGGGACGACCCAAGAAUGCAACUGAGGUCCGUAGUUUCCUAGGCUUGGCAGGUUACUAUCGGAGGUUCAUUAUGGGAUUUUCCAAAUUGGCAUUACCUUUGACCAGACUUACAAGGAAGGAAGUCUCAUUCGAAUGGAAUUCAGAAUGUGAGAAGAGUUUUCAGAAACUCAAGGAGAAACUAACUACAGCUCCAGUGUUGGUGAUCCCAGAUCCAAACCGAUCUUAUGAAGUAUUUUGUGAUGCUUCUAAGAAAGGUUUGGGUGGAGUGUUGAUGCAAGAUGGACAGGUUAUAGCUUAUGCAUCUAGACAGUUGAGACCUCAUGAAGAGAAUUAUCCUACUCAUGACCUUGAACUCGCUGCAAUUGUGUUCGCACUCAAGAAGGAACUUAACAGGCGUCAGAGGAGAUGGAUGGAGUACUUGAAGGACUUUGAUUUUGAUUUGAAGUACCAUCCCGGUAAAGCUAAUAAGGUAGCCGAUGCCUUGAGUAGAAAGGAGAUAAAAGUUGCAGAACUGAUGAUGUUGGAGUUUGGCCUUAUGGAGAAGUUCAGAAAUUUGGAUUUACAAUUUGAGUGGGCACCAACGGGUGUAUUGAUUAGUAACUUGUGUAUUGAGAAUGAGUUGCGGGAAAGGAUCCGUCAAGCACAGUGGAAUGAUGUAGAAUUGCAAGCUAAAGCAAACCUUCCAGAUUUUGUUCGUACAUCUGAUGGACUCAUUGUUUUUGGACGAAGGAUGUGUGUGCCAAAUGACGCGGAGUUAAGGAGGUUAAUUUUGGACGAGGCUCACAAGAGCAAAUUCACCAUUCAUCCCGGAUCAACCAAGAUGUACCAAGACUUGAAAGGGAAUUUUUGGUGGCCCGGUAUGAAAAGAGAUGUGGCUAACUAUGUAGAGCAGUGCGUGAUUUGUCAACAAGUGAAGAUAGAACACCAAAGGCCCGGUGGUAUGCUACAACCGUUGGAUGUUCCUGUCUGGAAGUGA
Molecule: messenger RNA, 3138 nt
Organism: Vicia villosa (hairy vetch)
Lineage: Eukaryota; Viridiplantae; Streptophyta; Magnoliopsida; Fabales; Fabaceae
Exons: 5
Coding region: 1-3138 (1045 amino acids)
Molecular function (GO): zinc ion binding; nucleic acid binding
Source: RefSeq, a predicted model, not a curated record